Molecule: messenger RNA, 1098 nt
Organism: Hansenula anomala
Lineage: Eukaryota; Fungi; Ascomycota; Saccharomycetes; Phaffomycetales; Wickerhamomycetaceae
Gene: ARO4
Product: 3-deoxy-7-phosphoheptulonate synthase ARO4
Exons: 2
Coding region: 1-1098 (365 amino acids)
Biological process (GO): aromatic amino acid biosynthetic process
Cellular component (GO): cytoplasm
Molecular function (GO): 3-deoxy-7-phosphoheptulonate synthase activity
Source: RefSeq, a predicted model, not a curated record
AUGUCAGAAGUUCCAGUUAAACCAUCAAUCACUCCAGCUCCAGAAGAAAUGGAAGAUUUAAAUAUUGUCGGUUACGACCCAUUAAUGUCACCAGCUCUUUUACAAUCUGAUGUCCCAGCCUCAAAAUUCUCUUUACAAACUGCUGUCAAAGGUAGAAAAGAAGCUGCCAAAAUUAUACAACAACAAGAUGACCGUUUAUUAGUUAUCGUUGGUCCUUGUUCUAUUCACGAUGCUGAUGCCGCUUUAGAUUAUGCUCAAAGAUUAAAGAAAUUAUCUGAAGAAUUGAAGGAUGAAUUAGUUAUCAUCAUGAGAGCUUAUUUGGAAAAACCAAGAACCACUGUUGGUUGGAAAGGUUUGAUUAAUGAUCCAGAAUUAGAUUCUUCAUUCAAUAUAAAUAAAGGUUUGAAAAUUUCAAGAAAAUUAUUCUGUGAUUUAACUAAUCAAGGUAUACCAAUUGCUUCAGAAAUGUUGGAUACCAUUUCUCCUCAAUUUUUAACUGAUUUAAUCUCAUUUGGUGCCAUUGGUGCUAGAACUACUGAAUCUCAACUUCAUAGAGAAUUGGCUUCAGGUUUAUCAUUCCCAAUUGGUUUCAAAAACGGUACUGAUGGUACUUUAGAUGUUGCACUUGAUGCUGUUCAAGCUGCUGCUGCUCCACAUCAUUUCAUGGGUGUUACCAAACAUGGUAUUGCUGCCAUCACUACUACAAGAGGUAAUGAAAAUUGUUUUGUUAUCUUGAGAGGUGGUAAAAAAGGUACCAACUAUGAUGAACAAUCAGUCCAAGAAGCUAAAGCCAAAUUACCAGAAAAGGGUGUCUUGAUGGUUGAUUGUUCCCAUGGUAAUUCUAAUAAAGAUUACAGAAACCAACCAAAAGUUAGUUCAGAAGUUGCUAGACAAGUUUCUAAAGGUGAAGAUAAAUUGAUUGGUGUUAUGAUUGAAUCACAUAUCAACGAAGGUAAACAAUCCAUUCCAAAAGAAGGUAAAAAAGGCUUGAAAUACGGUGUCAGUGUUACUGAUGGUUGUGUAGGCUGGGAAACUACUGUUGAUAUGUUGAAAGAAUUGGCAGACUCUGUCAAGGCUAGAAGAGCUUUAAAAAACUAA